Molecule: messenger RNA, 2815 nt
Organism: Oenanthe melanoleuca
Lineage: Eukaryota; Metazoa; Chordata; Aves; Passeriformes; Muscicapidae
Product: protein-glutamine gamma-glutamyltransferase 5-like
Exons: 12
Coding region: 1-1959 (652 amino acids)
Biological process (GO): peptide cross-linking
Molecular function (GO): protein-glutamine gamma-glutamyltransferase activity
Source: RefSeq, a predicted model, not a curated record
AUGGAAGUUAUUGAGCUGGGAGAAGUCGACUUGAACUGUCCUUCCAACUGUCAAAUACACAACACCCAUUUCUUCGGAACUGACAGACAGAUAAUAAGGAGAGGGCAAGCCUUUAGCUUUUACGCUCGUUUCCAAAAUCGGGAAUGGGAUGACUCCGUGGACCAGGCUGCUUUCACUGUGGAAACAGGCCUCAGACCCUGUGAAUCAAAUGAGACAAAAUGCACCUUCCCAAUGGGCAGAUGUCUGGAUCAAACCUGCUGGAGUGCUUCCUACAAAGUCCAUCAGCCAAAAUGCAUCAGUAUCAGCGUGUUUCCUCCCUCCAAUGUCUGCAUUGGCCGUUAUAUUCUCAAUAUGCAGAUCACAUCUUGUGGUCACACCUAUCAGCGGUGUCUUGGAGAUUUUUAUGUUCUUUUUAACCCUUGGUGUGCAGAUGACCCUGUAUAUUUGGACAAUCAGGCCCAUAGAGAAGAAUAUGUUCUGAAUGAACAUGGAAUACUGUAUGAAGGAGUUCACAAGCACAUAACCUCUCGACCAUGGCAUUUUGGACAGUUUGAAGAUGGGAUUCUGGAUAUCUGCUUGAAGAUCUUAGAUAUGGGUGCGAGUUACCAUCAUGGCUCUGACCGUGACCACUGUUGGCGCAAUGACCCUGUGCAUGUCAGCAUGGUGGUGAAUCACAUGAUAAGCAGCCAUACCACAAACAGUAUCAUGAAGAUUCCAGAAAACAAUGAUUAUCUGAAAGGAACAAAGCCAUUUUCCUGGAAUGGAAGUGUCCCUAUUCUACAGCAGUGGUACAGUGGCAGAUGCAGGCCGGUCAGAUAUGGGUACUGUGGAUCUCUUGCUUCAGUAAUGUGCACAGUGAUGAGGUGUUUGGGAAUUCCAAGCCGUGUUGUCACAAGCUUCUGUUUUCCUUGCUCAAUUGAGAAUCCUCUUGGUAUCAAUGAGGUUUUUGACUCUACUGGUAAAAACCUGUGUGGCAAAGACAAGCUAUGGCGAUACCACUGCUGGAAUGAAUCUUGGAUGGCUCGCAGAGACAUAAAUCAGUGCUGUGGUGACUGGCAAUGUCUGGAUCCAACACCUCUGGAAACAGGCAGAGGUUCAGCUUGCAGUGGCCCUACGUGGGUUCGAAGCAUCAGGGAAGGAGAACUGGACUUGGAUUAUGAUGGUCAUCAUAUGUUUUCUCGCAUAAAUUCAAACUAUGUUGGCUGGCUUUCCCAAAACAAUGCCAAAAGAACAAAAUUUUUCUGUGACACAUGGCCAUGUGGACAACGUCUAAUCACCAAGAGUGUUGGCAGUGAGCAAUUUGAAGACAUCACUGGAGCUUACAAGUAUGAACUAGGUUCUGUGAAAAGCAAAGAAGCCUAUUACCGGGCUUACAGAAGAAUUCACCCAGGGUAUUGCAAUGCUUCCAACUGUCAUAUUGACAGAGAGUUAUCGUCUCUGAAAAACCCAUUUCUGAGCGACUCCGGAAUUAACAUGAGGUUAAAGAUGGCUAACUGCCCAAUGUAUGGAGAAGACGUCCAACUGAACUGGCUGCUUGAAAAUCUGCGUAAUGAGAACAAAACCCUGAAGUUUAAUUUGUGUGCGCAAAUUAUAACCUACAGUGGUUGCCCAAUGGAUCAGUUUUGGAAAGACAGUGUGAAUGUCACAUUGGGUCCAAGGGAAGUGAAAAAAAUUCCGGUGUGUAUAUCAUAUAAUCAAUAUGGAUCUUAUCUCUGCGAUCACAACAUUAUGAAAGUAGUUGCUGUCUCAGACCCAGAGUGUGGAGAAGUUCUGAUGGUGAGCAGGGAUAUUGUGGUCAACCGACCACCUGUUAUUGUAAAGCUACUGAGCCAACCCAGACUGAAAGUACCAUGUACUGCAGAGAUCUCCUUCUGUAAUCCUCUCCAGGAAGACAUGAAGAAUUGUGUAAUGACAUUAGAAGGCUGUGGUUUAUUCAAAGAGCCGAUGACCAUUGAGUAAGUUCAUCAAUUCUUGAAAUGGGGAUAAUUUUGAGGGUUAACUAAUGUGUACAAAUUCAGAACAGGUUUUGAGAGAGACAGUAGUUCUGAUAUUUUUGACGUUAAGCACAUUAACAGGAUGUUUUGCCUCUUAUUACUUUGAGACUCCAUUAAAAGCCUCACUCCUCUUGAAACUGAUUAUCAUUUAAAGCUGGCUAGGAACGCUGCUGCUUCAUUUUUCUCAAGAUUUAAUUUAAAUGGGUGCAUCAAAUAUCAGUCUGCACACUUGUCUUUACAAGAAGUAAUAGCUGGGUCCCCCAUCCCUUACAAUCCUAUUGACUUUAUAAUAAAAUUCCUCUAAAUAUUCAUGAACUGGCACUAACCACAUAUAGGAACAAUUAGAGAACAACAGUGAGAAACAGCAAUAUGCAUUCUAAGCCUGUAACAUGUUAAACACAGGGAACUGGAAACUUCCAGGAUGCUGUAACAUUCUAGGAAAAGUAGCUGUUCAUUAAUAUGCAUUGCUUCUCUUCAUGACAAGGAGAACUGACAAAAGUAUGACUAGAUUUGAGGGCAAGAAGUUAAGAAUUGUUCUUACUGAAUAGUAAUGAACUGGAUUCCACAAAGCUGCCCUGUCGAACUGCUGGAAAUGGUAAGCAAUAAAUACGCCUUUGAGGCAGAAGGGUGCUACAUUUUUUAAGAAUUCAAGUUAGUACCACAAGUGAUUUUCCAAUUCCAACUACAGAAUUGACUAUGGAAGUCUUCCAAAUCUUCUCUUGGGACAAAAGUUUUUACCAUGCUUUUCACAACAGAGAAUGUGUUGGGUUGUUUUUUGUUUUUUUUUUUUUUUGAAUAAGACAAGUGUAACAAAGUUGUCA